CAGCUGCAUGUAUUGCUUCGUGGACAGGCAACCUAAUCUUCAAAGCUGAAACUAAAACAACGCAACAAGCGAUUACCAAGUCAAUACAAUAAUCUUCUAUGCUGCUUAUCUGUCUUCCCGCACUUAAGCUUCUGCCUUCCAGCUCUUUCAGGCAACAUUGGACAGGUUCCAUGUGUUUCAAUGAUGUGUGGGCCCGCCUCAAUUUUGCUGGGCCAGGCCGAUCUAAUGGUGGCUCUCGCUCGCUCCUCGGAUCCCCCCGUCACCACCCAAACCCUCGCCGACCACGACCACGCCAUGGCGGCGCCGCCGCCGCCUCCGGAACUGAACGACGACGUCAUCCCGGAGAUCCUCCUCCGCCUCCCGCCGGACGAGCCGGCGAGCCUCUUCCGCCCGUCCCUCGCCUGCAAGCCGUGGCGCCGCGUCCUCUCCGACCCCGCCUUCCUCCGCCGCUACCGCAGCUUCCACCGGGCCCCUCCGCUGCUCGGCUUCUUCGACGGCAACAAGUCCCCCGACUUCUGCCCCGUCGCAGCGGCCUCCCCCUUCUCAAUGCCGGCGUUCGACUGCAUCCUUCAGUACGUCCUCGACUGCCGCCACGGGCGCGUCCUCUUCCAGCUCACCGAAGACCUCCUUGUCUGGGAUCCAAUCACCGGUAGGCGGGAGGACGUGCCAGAGCAAGAGCUCGACAUAUUGUUGGAGAACGCCGUGGUACUCUGCGCCGCUGCAGGCUGCGACCACCGCGACUGCCACGGCGGUCCCUUCCUUGUGGUCGGUGUGGGUUUGGCCACCGAUGAUGAUGAUGAUAUGCACGACAGUAGUGUGCAAGCGAGUGUGUACUCGUCGCAGGUCGGUGCAUGGCAGCCAUCGGUUUAUCUUCAGUUAGAGGUCGAUUUCGAUGCCCAGUAUCCCUGGGAUCGUCUCAUCCUGCGCAGUAGUGGUGCCGUCGUCGGAGAUGAAGUUUACUUCCUACUUUCACCGGAUGCUGGCAAUAAAAUCCUCAAGUAUAACUUGGGCAGGCAUUGCCUGUCUACGAUUGACCUGCCUGCAAACGUCGACUGCUGGGGCGUUGCCCUCAUGCCAGCCGGCGAUGGUCUGCUUGGGCUCGCCAGCAGCACUUGGGAUUCCAGCCUUUACCUGUGGUCGAGGUUGAAGAUGCUGAAUGCAGAGGGAGUUGCAGGAUGGGUACAGCUCAGGGUGAUCGAGAUGCGGGCGGUGUUGCCCGUUACCAUCACUGAUUGCAAGGUGAGGGUUAUUGGUUAUGCGGAGGGUGUCAACGUCGUCUUCGUGGGCACAUGUGUUGGCACCUUCACUAUCAAUCUCGAGUCAGGGUUGGCGAGGAAGGUGAGCCCAACAGUCUACGGUCCCGUCCUACCCUUCAUGAGCUUCUACACUCCAGAUUAUGCUUGUAGAAAAUUGCCACUCCCAGUGGAGACAAACUAA
Messenger RNA from Panicum virgatum (switchgrass), 1437 nucleotides. RefSeq lists its product as uncharacterized. Gene Ontology annotation, molecular function: protein binding. The transcript is spliced from 2 exons. The record is from RefSeq and is a predicted model, not a curated record. Bases 181 to 1437 code for a protein of 418 amino acids. Lineage: Eukaryota; Viridiplantae; Streptophyta; Magnoliopsida; Poales; Poaceae.